Molecule: messenger RNA, 5353 nt
Organism: Microcebus murinus (gray mouse lemur)
Lineage: Eukaryota; Metazoa; Chordata; Mammalia; Primates; Cheirogaleidae
Gene: ZDHHC19
Product: zDHHC palmitoyltransferase 19
Biological process (GO): protein targeting to membrane; peptidyl-L-cysteine S-palmitoylation
Cellular component (GO): Golgi apparatus; endoplasmic reticulum
Molecular function (GO): protein-cysteine S-palmitoyltransferase activity
Source: RefSeq, a predicted model, not a curated record
CUUUCCUUCCACCCUGGGUUGUGGCUUCCAAGGCCACCGUGGCCAUGGGGCUCUGGGAGCCAGCAUGGGGGAGGAAGCCUAGUGGCUCUGAUCUCCCCUGGGGGCACGGGAGAACGAGCCAUGCCACUGCUAAACGAUGCCAUGCCCCUCAUGAAGGAGCCUCGGCCCCCACCUCAGCUGCCGCUUCCCUGGGUCCUCCCGAGCCUGUUUGCCGCCUUCAACGUGGUGCUGCUGGUGGUUUUCAGCGCUCUCUUCUUCGCGUUCCCUUGCAGGUGGCUGGCUCAGAACGGGGAGUGGGUCUUUCCCAUCGUCACAGGCCCUCUCUUUGUCCUUACCUUCUUCAGUCUCGUUUCACUCAACUUCUCAGACCCUGGCAUCUUACAUCAAGGCUCCGCCGAGCAGGGCCCCAUGAUGGUGCAUGUGGUGUGGGUGAACCACAGGGCCUUCCGCCUGCAGUGGUGCCCAAAGUGCUGCUUCCACCGCCCGCCCCGGACCUACCACUGCCCCUGGUGCAACGUCUGUGUGGAGGACUUUGACCACCAUUGCAAGUGGGUUAAUAACUGCAUCGGUCACCGCAACUUCCGCUUCUUCAUGCUGCUCGUCCUGUCCUUAUGCCUCUACUUGAGUGCCCUGCUGGUCACCUGCUUGAUCUUCCUGGUGCGCACGACCCACCUGCCCUUCUCCACCGACAAAGUCAUCGCCGUCACAGUGGCUGUCCCCGCCGCGGGCUUCCUGGUGCCGCUCUUCCUGCUGCUGCUGAUCCAGGCCAUGUCGGUGAGCGCGGCCGAGCGCUCCUGCGAAGGCAAGCGCAGAUACCUUCAUGGAUACAACCCUUUCGACCAGGGCUGUGCCAGCAACUGGUAUUUAACGAUUUGUGCACCACUGGGACCCAAGUACAUGGCUGAAGCUGUCCAGCUGCAGAGAGUCGUGGGGUCCGACUGGGUGCCCAUGCCGAGCCUGCACUCCCCAACAUGCCCCUUUGCUUUCGAGCCUAGCACCCCUUGGGCCCCAGCCCCACCCUCUGGGUCUGUACAAGCCAGGGAAGGGCCCCCCAGGGAGUGGCGAGGCUGCAGCCCUCCAGGAGCUGCCCCUGCUGCAGGAGGUCCCCAGGCGAGGGGAGGCCUUUCUCUCGCCCCUUCGCACGCAUCGAUGCCAGGAGCACCCGCACCUGAAGCCGACCUCCUGAGCCCGGCAUGGAGGCCUCUCUGUGCCCUGCCGUUGCCCACUCCCCUGGCGGGAGUGCCGAGACCCCCACUCCCAUUAAACACCCUUGCCUGCCUCCUACAGCUGCCCUGCUGCCUGUGUCCGGGCCUGGGGAUGGAGACCUCCCAGGAGGGAGGAGGCAGAGUUGGAACCCUGCCUGGCUCUGUGACCUUGGGUGAGACCUCUAACAUUUCGCUCAUUCCUAAAAUGGGGCAACAGUAAUAACGGCAGUGGCCGGCCUGGCCCAGCUCCGCCAGGGCUGCAGAUGACGGAAAAGAAAACCCAGCAUGUCCGGCUGCAGGGGGCGCCCGCCGCCAGGCGAUUCACCCUCUGGGCCUGGUCCCUCCCUGUCACACUGGAGCCUGGUGGACGGGUUGGGUUGGGCCCGUCCUGGAGUGGCGGUGGGGCACGUCAAACUGUGCCUCUGCCAGUGGCCAGAGUGUGACUGGGACUGGGAAGAGUGUCACCGUCCUGGAAGGUUGUCAGAGAUUGAAAUGAGGUGUUUUGCGCAAAACACCUGGUACACAGUAGGCACACAAUGAAUGCAGCACUAUGGUCCUCAUUAUUUUCUCCCCUGCACAGCUGACAGACCACCCAGUGUGUCUCCAGCUGCUCAGAGCCCCCAGGCCACCAACUCACGCUCUCAAAGUGGAGGGAGGGAAUUUUCUUCAAGUGCCCGCGUGCUUCUGCCUCCUGAAGCGUCUGGAUGGGCACUUGGUGUCACCCUUGUAUCCAGGUGAAAUCAGGGUAUGGUGUUUGUUGGUGAAAAGGGAAGGACGUCACCCCCAGGGGCCCGUGGAGGUGCGUGUCUGUGUGUGCACACGCACAUGCUUGUGUGGCGGGAGUAGGAGCUUGUCCUCUGGGGCAUGCUGGCCCAGAGCCCGCCCUCCCUGCCCCGCCUCGCCUGGGAGGUGGGUACCGCACACACGGCAGGACUUCCCUCUGGAACUCUGGACUGCAGAGCCCCGCCAGGAGGCUGCUCUUUCCUCCUCCUUCCCAGCCCUAACCAGCCCCGCAGGCCCCAGGCCCUUCCUUGUCCCGACCCUGCCCAGCUCUCCAGGACCUUGGCCAGCCCUCUGACAGCCUCAGGGACUUAACUCUUUCUCACUCCCCUUUGCCCUGUCCCAGUGUUGUCUCCACAGUCCCAACUCUUAUCCCUGCUCAGCUCAGAAACCCCUGGGCUUCUUUUUGUAUUUGUACUUAUUGGGGUACAAAAAUACUGCCCAGCUUUGGCCUUGCUGUUAAUAGCUGCAGGGGCCAUAUUUAAAUUUCUUAGGACCCACAUUUCAGUGUAAAGGAAGCAGCUUCCCUCAGUCUGGGAAGCCCCACAGUUCAUGGUCAUGUGGUAGGGAAGGAGGGGAGGAGUCUCUUGAGCCCCCUAUGCCCACAUAUGCACCAGCCCCUGUGUGUGGUGCAGGAGGGUGCAGCUGCCCAGCUGCACAGAGGUGGCGAGAGUGGUGUGGCCAUGGCGCCCUCAAGCCACUCCCAGAUGAGAGCCUUGGGGUGGCCUGGGUCUGGGUCACAGAGGAGGGGUCCUGGACCCUGGGCAAAGGCCUGGAUGUGAAUCAUGGAACUGGCUGCGGGGGGUGGGGGGACGUGGCACCUGCCCAGAGUCCCUGCCCUGUCCCUCUGUGCCCUGCCUCCUUAGGACUGCACUUACAUGGCUCAGUCUCAGGUUGAGUCAACUCCCCUCACACCCUGGGCCUCAGUUUCCCCAUGGGGCAGGACAUAAUUUUACUCAUAAUCUCAAAGGAGGCCAUGACCCUUCUAAGAGCAAAUACUUCUGGGAUGUAUACUUGGGGUCCCUCUGCUCCCUGCACAGCCUGGGAUUUCAGAAAUUUCUUUAGGGAAGUCCCUUAGAUCAGGGUCCUCAGCUCCUGGAGAGUUGAGACUUAGCCCCUCCCUUCCUUUGGCUUCCUAACACCCCAUGCUUUCUCCCCUAGGCCUUGGGUCCCUUGUGGAUUCUCUCCUGCCAGGCUGGAGGCCUCCUUUGAGCUGCACCCCUCCCUCUGGCUCCCUCCUCAUUUCUGCUGAACCUGUCCCUGUUUCUCAGAUGCACCCCGCCCAGUGCUUGGCCUGCAGAUAAGGGCAGGGGUGUUAUCAGAGCCCAGUUGUGGGCCUGCUGCCCACACACCCAGGAAGCCCUGCCUUCCCCUGGGCCGGAGCCUGCAGGGCCGGCAGCCCUAUGAGAGGUCCCCAGCCAGCUCCCUGAACCUGAUGGGAGGGGGUGGACCCUGGAUGGAAGUCCAGAAACGGCACCCCCAUCUCCACACCUUUCCUCCGUGGGGCUUCUGGAAGGUCAGGGCGUGUGCGGUGAGACUCCCAGUCUGGUCUCUCAGCUCUGCCACCAACUAGUGUGCUAUGGAAGAGGUCGCCCCCCUCUGCUCAGCCUCGGAUUCCUUAUCUGCAGAAGGAUUGGUGGUCAUAGCCACCUCACAGGGGUCACAGGAUCCUAACCCUUCAGAGCAGGAAGGGACUCAGGGGCCACUUCGUCCAGCUGCCCUCCACCCCUGGUUUCCCAGAUGGGGCUGCUGAGGCCCAGAAAAGGAAGCGAUUGCUUAAGGUGACACUGAGGCAGUAAGCCCGGCGGUUCUCUGGUUCCCAGGCUGCCAUCCUCAUUCCUGCUCCUGAGCCAUUCCAGAGGAUGAAGGUUGGCAGUGACCACAGGGCCCUGCUUUCGGGCUCCCCACCUCACAGCUGGGCUGGGCAUUUCAGCACGGGGCCUGGGCAGCUGAUAAGAAAGUCGGGCUUAACUCUGUGUCCAGCCCUGUGCUGCCAGCGAUAAUGACACCCUGCUGCUCAGCCCUGCCCUGCUCUGCCCUGACUGCCCCACCCAUGGGGGCCCUGCAGGUGGCUGAGGAUGUGGAAGGGCAGCGGACAGAUGAGGGUAGGGGAGGUUACUGCAUGGGACCCAGGGCCUGGGAUCGUAAUACCUCACUGUGCACAGAAACCUUGCUGGCCAACCCUCAUGGGGACCUGGGCGCAGUGCCUGGCACCCAGGGGAUGCUCCAUCGGAGCCCGGAGCCCUUCUUUUUAGUUCUUAGCAUGCAGCGCGCGGCCGAGGGAUGCAGGGACUGAAGGUUCGCCAGAGCUCCUGCCCUGGGUAACAGAGCCUUUCCUGAGCAUGGCCCUGGCCAGAGCCUGUGCCACGCAGUUCAUAUGAUCUUUAAUCCUCACAACAACUCUACGAAGUUGUUAUUCUAGUUUUAGAAAUGAGGAAAACAGCCCUGAGCAAACAAGUUGCUUCCCCAAGGUCACGCUGCUUCUAAGGGGCAGAACCCAAACCCCCGUGGCCCUUUACUGUUAAUGACGCUGUGCUUCUGUGGGAAGUCAGCACAUUUUCUCCAGCACAGAGUCAUGGUUGAGAUGUGGGCUCAGAAGCCAGACUGCCUGGCUUCUCCUUCCAUGAGUGAGAUUAAUAAUUGUAGCUCAUCGAGCGGUUAUAGCGGAAAGUCUUGGCGCAAGCACUGGCAGGGGCAGGUGCUUAAAAGAGGGUGGUGAUUAUCACGGCAGCGUCACGGAAGGGGUGCACGAGUCAGGACUCUGAGAUCUGCUGAGACCUCGGGUGCCAGUUACCAUGACAACAGCAGCCAGCUUGCUGCGGAUUCCCUGAUGGUCGGGCAACAAAGGUGAAGGGUGCUAUUUCAGAGGGGUGGAUUUUACAGAAAAUCCACCAACCCUGGUGUCUCUGGGCCAAAGGGGAUUAGGACCAUGGGCUGAGAGUCUCCAAGGGAGCAGUAAGACGACCACCCGACAACAGCUCUGUCCUCCGGCUGGGAAAGUAGCUGUCUCUUCUGCUCUGUGGCCAGGCAGAGUGCCUCGGGCUGAAGGAAGUCAAAGCCAGGGUGGUUCUGAGCUGCUGUCCCUGAAGCUGCUCAAGCCUCCGCCUCCGGGCUCUGCAGUCUGUCCUCUCCCAGCAGCCUCUCUGCUGUCUGGGCUGCAUCUCUGCCUCACCUCUUCUCACCUUUCCACUCUCACCUUGUUCCACUUCCCCCUUGUUCUUCCCCUCCUCCUCCCCCUCUUUUCACUUUCUUUUAUCAAACUCUUUCAUGCUCUCCCCUGCUCUCACUCUGUUGCUCUCUCUCCCACCCCACCCACUUUUCCUGGACUGCAGCUUCCAGGAACAAGUAAACCGUCUGAAAACUUGCAA